AUGGGCUGGACUGUGUGUAAUGCCACGGAGGAGCAUGAGAAAAUCUCCGAGACCGCCCUCUGGGAUGGCGGCGUCACAUUUCACAACCUGAGCCUGAUCGUGGGUGGUGUAUGUGCUUUGCUGGCCUGUAUCAUCUCCAUCAUCCUUAUUAUGACACAUGCCAUGCACUACAGCAAAGCGAUCGAGCAGCGCCAUAUUAUCCGCAUUCUAUGGAUGGUUCCUAUAUAUUCGAUCGUCGCAUGGCUCAGCAUCCUAUUCUAUAACGAUUCGGUCUAUUUCGAGGUCAUAGGUGAUUGUUACGAAGCGUUCGCCAUUGCCUCUUUCUUUUCCCUCAUGUGCUCCUAUAUCGCACCCGAUUUGCAUAGCCAGAAGGACUAUUUCCGCGGUAUCACACCCAAGCCGUGGGUUUGGCCUUUAAAUUGGUUCCAGAAGUGGGCAUGGUGUGGCGCAAGUCGUGGGGCGUGGCGGAAUCCACGUAGCGGCUUGACAUGGUUCAAUGUUAUUUGGGCUGGUGUUUUUCAAUACUGUCUGAUGCGCGUGUUGAUGACCAUUGUCGCGGUUGCCACUCAAGCUACUGGGAGAUAUUGUGAAGAAACGCUCAGUCCUGCUUUUGCGUACAUUUGGGUUCUCGUUAUUGAAUCCAUUAGUGUCACCAUUGCGAUGUACUGCUUGAUUCAAUUCUACAUUCAGAUCAAGGAUGAUAUCAAGGAGCACAAUCCUUUCUUGAAGAUCCUCUCGAUCAAGCUGGUGAUCUUCCUUUCUUUCUGGCAAUCGGAAGUCAUUAGUUUGCUCAUGUCCAGUGGCGCUGUCAAAGCAUCGAAGAAGGUCAACUUAAUAGAUCUUAAGUACAGUCUGCCAGAGCUUUUGAUUAACAUUGAAAUGUUCUUUUUCGCCAUUUUGCACUUAUGGGCUUUCCCGAAGAAACCCUACGUCAUCGCCAGCCAAAGUGCCGAGGUGACCGAUUUCUAUGGCGCUGGCAAGGGAUCUUACGAAGGAGGACGAUGGGGUUUCAAGGCUCUAGCCGACGCAAUGAACCCACUCGACCUAUUAAAAGCCGUCGGCCGCAGUGCACGCUGGCUUUUUGUCGGCCGCAAAACCCGCACCCUGGAUCCCAGUUACCACCAGUCCACAGUUUCGACGGAUGCCAUCGGCCUGCAACCCCCAGAAUCAGGAGUCGUUCAAGGAACCGCCUACCAGGGUGCCACAGCCAUGGCUGGUGGACGGACGGACCGCUAUGGUGCUUCGCCUUCACCGGACGAAGAAGGCGCUGUGCUUCUCGCUCACGCUCAAGCAAAUCCGGAGGUUGCUCCUAUGGGUACUUCGCCUUAUGCCUCAGACGCAGAGGAGUACCUCGCUGGACACUCAGGAAGCCGUUACUACGGCCAGGAGAGCUCUCCUUCACCAUACUUCCCGCCUGAAAUUCCCGACACUACUUAUGACCCACAUCCUGCAGUCCAGAACCCCUAUGCAUCCCCUAACCCUUACGCCGCCCCACACCCUUACCCAGUCGAUGGCCCGCUUCGUGAGCAGGUCCCCAUGCCUAUCCCGGAUCCAUAUAGACCUCCACCACCAUAUCCAGAAAGUCAUCAUGCACCAUGA
This is a messenger RNA of Penicillium longicatenatum, 1599 nucleotides long. Its product is annotated as OSTA/TMEM184 family protein. Gene Ontology annotation, molecular function: transporter activity. Lineage: Eukaryota; Fungi; Ascomycota; Eurotiomycetes; Eurotiales; Aspergillaceae. The coding region runs from base 1 to 1599 and encodes 532 amino acids. Gene Ontology annotation, biological process: transport. The transcript has 5 exons. The record is from RefSeq and is a predicted model, not a curated record.